AAAAUCUCGCCCAGGUCCGGGCAAGGAUGAACGGAAAAGGAUGUACGCAUGCGUAAAAGCUGUCCCCGCUCCCGUUGAUAGUAAGAGGGAGGCUAGGGCGCAUGCGUACCAGCUAGAGGUUGGUUUUGGUGCGCUUGAAGGGGUUUUUUUUUGUUCUUUCAUGGAACGCCGUUUGUAGCUAUGACAAAGAAGUGUUGGACUGUGUGCCUAUAAUAAGGUGAGAUCCAUCUACAGCAUGUGCAAAAGAACUGCCAGCAGGAAUCUCUGCAUAACCUCUGAUAGUCUGAGAAUGAACAAACAGAAAAAGAUGUAUGAUGUGCCAAUCAUAAACGUUGACCAGUUCAGCCCUGACAUCGUGGCUGAAACGGCAAAUCUGUUUGAGAAGAAGUUCCUGUACACCAAACCACCCAACAACGAAUGGCAGCUGCCGGAUCCCAACCAGGUGUUCACCUGCGAUCACAAGGACUUCAGCUCCCUCGUCGCCCUCAAGGACUCCCUGAACAAUGUCAAGAACCUGUUGAGUGACAAGAAGUUGGACCAAUGGCACCAACACACCUCCUUCACCAACAAAGCGGGCAAAAUCAUUGCAUCCGUCAAGAAGUCUGCCAAUGUAGAGUUGUGUACCCAAGCUUGGUGCAAAUUCCAUGAGAUCCUGGGCAGCUUUCCCUUGCUUCCUAGUGACGCUCUUCAGAAUGGGGAACUCAACACUAUCCAUCUGUGUGAAGCUCCCGGGGCGUUUAUAGCCAGCCUCAACCACUACCUCAAGUCUCACCAUAUCCCUUGCGACUGGAGCUGGGUCGCCAAUACGUUGAACCCGUACCAUGAAGCCAAUGAUACUCUCAUGAUGAUUAUGGAUGACAGGCUUAUCGCCAACACUUUGCCCUGGUGGUAUUUUGGUCCUGACAACACCGGGGAUGUCAUGACCCUGAAGCACCUGACAGGGCUGCAACAUUUCAUAAGCAACAUGGCCACCGUUCACCUGGUCACUGCCGACGGGAGCUUUGACUGCCAAGGAAAUCCCGGCGAACAAGAAGCGCUCGUGUCCUCCUUACACUACUGUGAAGCGGUCACUGCUCUAAUGACUCUUGGCCUUGGGGGCUCCUUUGUCCUGAAGAUGUUCACAUUGUUCGAGCACUGUUCAGUCAAUUUGCUCUUCCUCCUGAACUGCGCGUUUGAAGAGGUCCACGUCUUCAAGCCGGCCACGAGCAAAGCGGGGAAUUCGGAAGUGUACGUGGUCUGCCUCCACUAUCUCGGCAGAGAGGCUAUCCAUUCGCUCUUGUCCAAGAUGCUGCAAAACUUUGGGACAGCGGUGGUUGAGAAAGCCCUCUUUCCACAGCACUUAAUUCCGGAAUCUUUCCUUAAGGUACACGAGGAAUGCUGUUCUUUCUUUCACAGGCACCAAGUCGAGACCAUUUCCGAGAACCUCCGGCUGUUUGAGGGCACGGGGGAGGCGGAGCAGGCGAGGCUGAACCUGUUACGGGACUGUGCCGUGGAUUUCUUCUUGAAGAGGUUCCAGAUGAAACCCCUUGCCAGAAACAACUGGAUUGUGAAGAGGCCUCGCGCUGGCUGCAGCAUGAAUACCAAGUGGUGCGGACAGAGGAGCAAAUAUUUUUGCACGUACAAUGAAAGGAAGUGGCUGGAAUCGCUCUCGUGGGAGGACAAGGUGGCCAAGGGCUGCCUCAAUAAAUGGGCUGAAGAGCACUCGCUUGCUAACACUGGGAGCAGCUGCAUUUUGGAAGGGGAACUGUGUGACCUGGAAUGUCACUUAUGGUACAUCUUGGAGGGCCAGAGGUUGCCUGGAGUGAAAUGCUCUCCCUUCUGCGAUGGUGAGGUCCUAAAGGCCCUCAACGAAGCACUCGAAAAGUCUUUUGUCAGCAGAGCGAGCCUCGACUCCCUCCUGGGAUGGACUCAGCCAGAGUGCCAGUCCUGCGUUGUCACGCAGCCGUCAGUACUGUCUGAAUUGUCACACCUUAUUGAGUAUCCUGAAGAGGCUCUGGAGGAUAGCUGCCGUGGCCGAACCAAGUGUUUGGUCGCGGGCUUUCCAGCUCUUUGUGAUGCCAACAGUCAGCGCUGCUUGGAAGUUAAACUUCUCGAGUCGGUGCCUCUCUUGACUUUCAGGUGCUCUCUGCUUCACGAUGGAGAGCCAAAAUACCAGCAGCAGUUCCUGGAAUGCCUUCUGCAGUCGCUUCCCCAGCUUCAGAAGGGAGACGCCCUUGUUCUGCCCAUCCUGUCCUGUUUCACUCGCUUCAUGGCAGGCUUAGUGUUCAUACUGCACCACGGUUUCCAGCGCAUCUCCUUUGUUUGUCCCACAUCGUCACAGCCUUUAAGGACCAGCGCCGUUCUCUUGUGUGUUGGCUAUCAGGGUCUCCCAGACCUGGUUCUCCAGUACCUGCAGCAGGUGAAUAAGCUUAUGAACUCUCUGCUGGACUCAGACUCUCCACAGCAGAUCUUGCAGUUUGUGCCGAUGGAAAAUGUCCUGAAAGGGUUGCUGCUGGAGUUCCUCUGGGACCUGAACACGGCAAUUGCAAAGAGGCAGUUGCAUUUGAUUAUUCAGGCUGAGCUGCAACAAAUGAUGCCCCUUUAGCUUGUAAGCACCAGACUGAAAACUGUCUUGUCUUUUUCCUUAAAAAAAUUAUUUUAAACCAUAGGAAAUAUCCCUCCCCAUUUUAAUAUGACUUUAAAAUUAUUAUUAUA
This is a messenger RNA of Heteronotia binoei (common prickly gecko), 2694 nucleotides long. RefSeq names its product cap methyltransferase 2 (gene CMTR2). The record is from RefSeq and is a predicted model, not a curated record. The transcript has 3 exons. Gene Ontology annotation, cellular component: nucleus; cytoplasm. The coding region runs from base 236 to 2584 and encodes 782 amino acids. Gene Ontology annotation, molecular function: methyltransferase cap1 activity. Gene Ontology annotation, biological process: 7-methylguanosine mRNA capping. Lineage: Eukaryota; Metazoa; Chordata; Lepidosauria; Squamata; Gekkonidae.